This is a messenger RNA of Pseudoliparis swirei, 2242 nucleotides long. RefSeq names its product mitogen-activated protein kinase kinase 4a (gene map2k4a). Gene Ontology annotation, molecular function: JUN kinase kinase activity; ATP binding. Gene Ontology annotation, biological process: MAPK cascade; protein phosphorylation. NCBI's taxonomy places the organism in Eukaryota, Metazoa, Chordata, Actinopteri, Perciformes, Liparidae. The transcript is spliced from 13 exons. The record is from RefSeq and is a predicted model, not a curated record. Bases 298 to 1572 code for a protein of 424 amino acids.
CCUUGUCAUCAGCUCCGGGCCGCGGUGGGUAUUGACAUGUCAGUGUCACUCGGUCAGCUGAUUGCGGGUCUUAAAGCUCAGUUAGCUUAGCAUAGCUGGAUGUUUUCGUUCCCGUUACUUUUAACGUUUUAAACAAAGCGUUGAAAUUACAUUUUUAAAAUAUAUUUUUUGGAUUAAAUUACUGUUCUUCUUCCGCGGCCUGUGGUUGGUCGCCGUGUGCGCGAGCGGAAGAAGGAGGUGAGAAGGGGUGAAGCUCGCGCUCCGUGUAUCUGCAUUGCAGCCCCGGCGCUGCCGCUGAUGGAAUUCAGGCACACAACAAUGGCGACUCCCAGCCCGAACAACUCGACAACACCGAGCGGCCACGGCAUGAACGCGGGCUCCCAGUCCCAGCACAUCACCACCAUGAGCGGCGUGCAGGAGUCCAACACCUGCUGGAGAUGUCAGAGUGAAACAGGGUUUCAGAUAAACCUGUCUGGAGCUCCCCCAAGCAAACGCAAAGCGCUGAAGCUGAACUUCGCCAACCCGCCGAUCAAACCCACGACCCGCUUCACGCUGAACACGGCCGGGCCGCCCUUCCAGAACCCGCACAUAGAGCGGCUGAGGACGCACAGCAUCGAGUCGUCGGGCAAGCUGAAGAUCUCCCCGGAGCAGCACUGGGACUUCACGGCCGAGGACCUGAAGGACCUGGGAGAGAUCGGCCGCGGCGCCUACGGCUCGGUCAACAAGAUGGUGCACAAGCCCAGCAACCAGAUCAUGGCGGUCAAGAGGAUCCGCUCCACGGUGGACGAGAAGGAGCAGAAGCAGCUGCUGAUGGACCUGGACGUGGUGAUGAGGAGCAGCGACUGUCCCUACAUCGUCCAGUUCUACGGGGCGCUGUUCAGAGAGGGUGACUGUUGGAUCUGCAUGGAGCUCAUGGCGACUUCGUUAGACAAGUUUUACAAGUUUGUGUAUUGCUCGCUAGACGACGUGAUUCCAGAGGAGAUCUUAGGGAAGAUCACGUUAGCCACGGUGAAGGCGCUCAACCACUUAAAGGAAAACUUGAAAAUAAUACACAGAGACAUUAAGCCGUCCAACAUCCUCUUGGACCGGAACGGCAACAUCAAGCUGUGUGAUUUCGGCAUCAGCGGCCAGCUGGUGGACUCCAUCGCCAAGACCCGGGACGCCGGCUGCAGGCCGUACAUGGCGCCAGAGCGAAUAGACCCCAGCGCGUCCAGGCAGGGCUACGACGUCCGCUCAGACGUCUGGAGUUUGGGGAUCACACUGUACGAGCUCGCCACCGGCCGGUUCCCCUACCCCAAGUGGAACAGCGUGUUCGACCAGCUGACCCAGGUGGUGAGAGGAGACCCGCCGCAGCUCAGCAACUCUGAGGAGAGGCGCUUCUCCCCCAAGUUCAUCUCCUUCGUCAACGUGUGCCUCACAAAGGACGACUCGAAAAGACCAAAGUACAAAGAGCUACUGAAAGACCCGUUCAUCCAGAUGUACGAGGAGCGCUCGGUGGACGUGGCGAGCUACGUGUGUCGGCUCAUGGAUCAGAUGCCGACGUCUCCCAGCUCCCCGAUGUACAUGGACUAGCGGGACCAGACAGAAUAUAUAUAUAUAUAUAUAUUCACCAGUCUGCAACCGUAAAUACAUUUAAAAAACACACACACAAAAAAAGACAGACAAGAAAGUGAACAAUCGCAUCCUUGUGUACAUUUGCUUGGUUCCCUUAUUGCAGUGUUUUAAAAAGAGAAUUGUAAAGCCUAAAGAAAAACAACAACAACAACAAAACACCAUCUGCAAUAAGAGUGGUGUUUUAUUUCACUUAUGUCUGUAUAAUAUACACUUCUUUUUCUCUCACACACACACACACACACACACAAUCUGGUGCACUCGGACGCUCUGUCAUGUAAGUAUAGUAGCCGCUCAAUCAAUCGGUGAUUUAAAAAAAACAAUUAUAAUAAUAACGUGAAACUUGUAUUUAUAGAAACCAAAAGAAAAACAUAAUUCUUCAUACUGGAAUCGUGCUCUUUGUGAAUUGUCCCACCUUCCAUGUGCGUAACUGAAAAGCAUCGUGUUUGCUAUCUUAAUGGAACUUUGCUUCUCUGGGUAUAAAAAAGAAGAAGAAAAAAAGCAGUUUAAACAACAACAAAGUGUCGGUGACCCGGUGGGCGCCGAGCGGCCGCUACCCCCCCCCCCCUCCGUCGUCCUCGCUGUACAGUGGACUAUAUGCUGAUAUAUGAAUAAAGGAGGAGAAAAGACA